Messenger RNA from Hevea brasiliensis (rubber tree), 3164 nucleotides. Its product is annotated as G-type lectin S-receptor-like serine/threonine-protein kinase LECRK3. The record is from RefSeq and is a predicted model, not a curated record. Gene Ontology annotation, biological process: protein phosphorylation. Bases 306 to 2585 code for a protein of 759 amino acids. NCBI's taxonomy places the organism in Eukaryota, Viridiplantae, Streptophyta, Magnoliopsida, Malpighiales, Euphorbiaceae. The transcript has 3 exons. Gene Ontology annotation, molecular function: protein serine/threonine kinase activity; ATP binding.
UCCAAAUCUAAUCCUUUUUCUAUUCUCAUCACCCUCCUCUUCUUCUUUCCACUGCUCAGCUUCAUUUCUUCUUCUGUUCUGUGUUCUGUCUUCUUGUUCCUUCCACCUGAAACUCAAACAGACAAAUAGUUCAUUUUGUUUGUUUAAUUAUAUUUAUAUGCUUCCUCUUAUAUAGAAAAAGGAGUUCGAGAAAACUCACCAAAGCUCAAGCUAAAAUGACAAGGAAUUGAAGUAAAAGGAUCAACUGUGCCUUUAGAAGUACGAGUCAAGGGUCCUAACAAGUUUAACAUUGAAAAAUUGAUGCAAUGUUCCUGUUUCUUCUUCUUCUUCUUUCAAGUCCAAGUUCCAUAUUUUCCCGCACUGCAACAGCUCAACAAAUAAAUUCCAAUGUUAGCCUAGGUUCUUUUCUCACUCCGACUAACAACUCAUAUUGGCCCUCUCAUUCUGGCCAUUUUGCCUUUGGUUUUUAUCCAAAUGGAGAAGGUUUUGCAAUUGGGAUUUGGUUUGCGAAAAGUCAACAGAAAACUAUCACAUGGACAGCAAACCGGGAUGACCCACCAUUGCCAAAGGAUGUGAUCUUGAUCUUGAGCAGUGAUGGCAGGCUUAUUUUGCAGCGGGAACAUGGCCAGCAGAUACCUUUCGCAAACACGUCUCAGCCUGCUUCCUCUGCCUCCAUGCUCGACUCUGGGGAAGAGCUGGUGUCUAGCAUCUCCAACACAAAUCAUACAACUGGAAGAUUUCGACUCAAGAUGCAAAGAGAUGGAGAGCUGGCAAUGUAUCCUACGCAAUAUGCAGCAGGAGACGAUUCUCUUUACUGGAAUACAGCUACAUAUACUGCUGGAGAUAAUGUGAGUCUGAAUCUUGAUACUGAUGGCAAGCUAUACCUGUUAAAUGCCACAGGCUUUAAUAUACGAACUCUAAAUGAUGGGCAAACUGUGUUUGGUAAUCCCAUUUAUCGUUUAACAAUCGAUGCAGAUGGAUUAUUUCGAUUAUAUUCAUAUAAUUUGGAUCAAAAUGGUACUUGGUUGGUUGCAUAUCAAGAUAGUGAGAAUAAGUGCCUUCCCAAAGGCUUAUGCGGCUUGAAUUCAUAUUGUAUUCCUCUAGACCAAAACACCAAAUGUACUUGUCCUCUUGGUUUUGAUUUCAUUAACCCUGGUCAGGAGAAUUUGGGCUGCAAGCGAAAAUCCAGUGUAGAUGAUUGUGUGAGCACUAAUUAUACUAUUCUGGAAUUGGAAAGUAUCACAUGGGAAUCUGACUCAGAUUCUGUUGUCCGAUCUAGCAACAAAACUGAGUGCAGAGAUGAAUGUUUAAGAGACUGUAAUUGUGAAGCUGCCUUAUUUGAUAACCAAGAGUGCAAAAAACAAAAGCUUCCAUUGCGAUUUGGGAGAACGAACAACGAUGGUGAAACAAUGGUAACUCUUAUCAAGAUUAGCAAUGGAGAAAUGGGGGGCAAGGAAAGACCAAGAGAGAUGCCAAACACGAAUGAUUCCUCAAUUAUGAUUCCUAAGAAUAACAAGAGUGGGCUACAAAUUGGUAUUUUAGUUGCUGGUGCUACAAGUUCAACUUUUGGGCUCAUUAUUCUAGCAAUUUCUGUUGCUCUUAUUUUCAAACACCGUGUUUCUAUAUUCAAAGUACUCUCUAACAAGGCAAAUGGAGAAUUUGUUGAGGAUUUCAAUCUAAGAUCAUUUACCUAUGAAGAACUUGAGAAGGCAACCAAUGGCUUCAAUGAAAGGUUGGGAAGGGGAGCUUUUGGGACUGUUUUCAAGGGAGCUUUGAUGAAUGGGAAGGUCAUUGCUGUAAAAAGACUGGACAAAGUGGCUAGUGAAGGAGAGUUGGAAUUUCAGAAUGAAAUGAGGUCAAUAGGUAGAACUCAGCAUAGAAAUCUUGUCCGCCUGCUUGGUUACUGCCAUGAAAAAUCCAACAUACUUCUUGUUUAUGAGUACAUGAGCAAUGGAUCACUUGCGAACUUUCUCUUCAAAUCUGAAACAAAGCCAAGUUGGAAAGAAAGAGUUCAAAUUGCUUUAGACAUAGCUAGAGGCAUCCAUUAUCUGCAUGAGGAAUGUGAGACCCAAAUCAUCCAUUGUGACAUAAAUCCUAAUAAUAUAUUGAUGGACGAACAUCAGCGUGCAAGAAUUUCAGACUUUGGGUUGGCAAAGCUGUUGAUGCCAAACCAAAGCAGGACACUUACAGGGGUCAGGGGAACUAGGGGAUAUGUUUCCCCAGAAUGGUAUAAGAACCAACCCAUUACUGUGAAAGCAGAUGUCUACAGCUUUGGGAUUAUGUUCUUGGAGAUCAUAUGUUGCAGGAGGAGUGUGAGUAUGGAUGUUCCAGAUGAUGAAGCUAUUCUUGCAGAAUGGGUUUACAGCUGUUUUAAGGCCAAUGAGCUGCUUAAGCUAUUUAGUGCAGAAGAAGUGGCAGAAGAAGUGGAUGAACAAGCCUUGCAAAGAAUGGUUUGCAUUGGACUGUGGUGUAUUCAAGAAGAGCCAUCACUUCGUCCUUCAAUGAGGAAGGUGAUUUUGAUGUUGGAAGGUACCAUUGAAAUACCUUUUCCUCCUAGCCCUGCUUCUUUUAGCAGUGUGGUCUAAAUCAUGUGCCUUGCUUUCUUCAAAGACUGUAAAAAUGUAUCUGUGGGCAUAAAUGAUACACACACACACACACACACCACAUAGCUCCAAACAUACUUGCUGCUUUUUCUUCUUCAAAAUGCUAUAAUCUAAGCUAUGUUAUUCUAAGAUUGUCUUGAAGGCCCUUUUUUUUUUUCAAUUCAAUUAUAGUACUCGGCUUCUAUCUGUUUCCAUCUGAAAUUAAAAUUGAUAUACUACCAGACUUAAUUGCCUGCGGGAAUACAAUGAAAUACAUGUUUUAAUGAAAUCAAAUCCUUGAAUAAAAUUAUCAGAAACAAAUUGUAUUUGAGUUAAAACAAGUAGAAAUGAGCUGUAAAAACAAAUUGUAUUGUUUUUGUUUAAAGAACAAAUGAAAAUUGUUAACUAAAGAUUGAAGUAGAAUUCCCUGAUUUUGUUAGCAUCGGUUGAGAGAAUGUUUAUUUUGUUCUCUUCCGUUUUGUAAAAGACCUGAAGAGGACUUUUAUUCAAAUUAAAUAUAGAUAUAUAUUAAUUUUAUUCAAAUUUUUAUAUUAAAUAUUAAUAAACUAAAAGGUCUGUAUA